GUUUUUGGAUCCCUCUCAAGCGUUGAAAAUCAACCUGCUGCUGUCGCCCAUUCAGAUGGCCCUGCAACUUGGGAGCCCUGGGAGCCCUGGGAGCCCUGUGCCUUUCGCUUGGACCAGCUUCCUGCUGAAUUGCACCAAUGAAGGUCACAUCCUGAUUUUCAUUGCUAUCUCCAGCUGCUAUUUGGACGCCAGUUUGCGUGAAAAGGUCAUGGCAACCGUGAAGAUGGAGGCGAAGACCAGGGAGGCCGAAGCCAACUUGGCCGCGGCGCGGAAGCUGCUGAAAGUCACCUGCGACGCCUCGCUGCAGCUGACCGAAAACUUGGAAAUCACCCAGCCGGAAAGGGCCUUCCUGGAGAUCUUGGGAGCUGAGGCUUUGGAGGUUGAGGGCCGGUCCUUUUUGGACUUCAUCAGUCCUGCAGAUCGCCAGCGUUUCGUGGAUGUGGUACAGACUUCAUCGAUCCACGAGUCACCGGCGGGGUCCUUGUCGGUGCAUCUCGUCGACAGCUCUUGUGAGGUGAGAUUAUAUCAUGUCAAAAUUCACAGCGAAAAAGCGUCCAGUCUGGACUCGGACCCCGACGGAAGUGUGCCGGUUCAGCAUUUGCUGGGAGCGACUCAGAUCACGACCCAGACCAAGGAAAUGGCUCGGGCCGAUGACAUGAGGUUUCUCUUGGGCAAAUGCCCCGGGUCGCAGAGCAAGUCGCGGGUAUCUGAGAGUGCCAUCGACGACUCGGUGUCGAUCAGCCAGAUUAAGCUGGCAGGGCUGGAAGACAUCAAGCUCACCAUUGAUGCCAUGAGUCUUGACGAGGGCUUUCUGAUCCACGCGGCGGAGUUCAACUUCGACACACGCGCAGCUGCCUGCUAUUUGCCCAACCUCAUGGAAUGGGUUCAGCCGGAGGCUCGCAAGCGACUCCUCUGCUGGAUUCAAGACCGGGUCAAUGCCAUCGCGGCAGGGAAGCAUCUCGAGUCCUCCCUGCACGACCUGCGCCUGCGGGAUCCAAGCGGAAGUUUGAUUGCCCGCACUGUCACAGCCUCAGAGUUGAUUGUGGCUCCACCGGAAGAUGCUUUUGACCGUCAAGGUAGUGAUAGUGGCUCUCAGCUUGAGGAGGUCUUUCUACUAUCCCUCCAGCUUAGGGACUGGUACAGUGCUUCUUAGUUUUUGCCGGACCCUCUGGUCGUCAGAUGCAACAGACAUUU
Cladocopium goreaui is the source of this 1194-nucleotide messenger RNA. NCBI's taxonomy places the organism in Eukaryota, Dinophyceae, Suessiales, Symbiodiniaceae. The record is from the annotation of a GenBank genome assembly.